UUCUAGGUAUAAGAAAGAAUGACCUCAUAGGGGUGGAGCUCUGGGACUCCGAGGAGGUGGCAGUCACAGCCAGGUAAGCUGGAGGGAAGCCUGUAGGCAGGAGGGGCAGUUAAUCUGCGGCUUUCCCCCCACCGGAGGCUCCUCAGCAUCCAGCCGUUGUCUGCGAGCCUCUGAAGCUUGACUUUGCCUCAGAUGGAGCCCAAGGAAGCCACCGGGAAAGAAACCGUGGUCACCAAGAGAAAGAAUCUGCCCUUCUUGAGGCCCAGGUUGUACAUGCUGGAGAGAAGGAAGACUGACACUGUGGUGGAGAGCAGUGUCUCUGGGGACCACUCGGGUGCCUUGAGGAGGAGCCAGUCUGACAGGACCGAAUACAACCAGAAGUUACAAGAAAAGAUGACUCCCCAGGCCGGAGGUUCUGCAGCUGAGACUCCAACUCAGGAGGAAGAGCACCAGAUGCAGAGAAUGAUGGCAAAGCGGUCGAAAAUCAUCAAGGAGCUGAUACAGACGGAAAGGGACUACCUCAACGACCUGGAGCUGUGCGUGAGGGAAGUGGUUCAGCCCUUGAGAAGUAAGCAGAUCGAUCGGCUGGACGUGGACAGCUUGUUUAGCAACAUUGAAUCCGUGCAUCAGAUAUCAGCCAAGCUGCUGUCGUUGUUGGAAGAGGCCACAGCAGACGUGGAACCGGCCAUGCAAGUAAUCGGAGAAGCAUUCCUGCAGAUCAAAGGGCCGCUGGAAGAUGUUUAUAAGGUCUACUGCUAUCACCACGAUGAGGCGCACAGCGUCCUGGAGUCCUACGAGAAGGAGGAGGAGCUGAAGGGACACCUGAGCCUCUGCAUCCAGUCUUUAAAGAAAAUAUACAUGCAAGAAGGCAAACCAAACUUACUGGACAUGGGCUCUCUGAUGAUCAAACCCAUCCAGCGUGUGAUGAAAUACCCGCUCCUGCUGUGCGAGCUUCGGAACUCCACCCCGCCCUGCCACCCGGACUUCCGAGCGCUGGAGGACGCCUUUGCUGCAGUGAGGGACAUUAACAUAAACAUCAACGAACUGAAAAGACGGAAAGAUUUAGUUCUAAAAUACAAGAAGAAUGAUGACGAUGAAUCACUCAAAGACAAAUUGUCUAAACUAAACAUUCAUUCAAUUAGCAAGAAAUCAAAAAGAGUGACAAAUCAUCUAAAGAUUCUGACAAGAGGAGAAUCACAGGUGAAAGACAAUACCUUUACCAGAGAAGAAAAGUUGUUUAGAUCUUUAGAGAAGGCCGUGAGGCAUUGUGUGAAGAACAUCUCACUCUGUCUUCAGCAUGUACAGGAUGCCACGCCCUUGGCUCUGCACAGUGCAAUGGCGCUCCAGGAGGUUUCAUGCGACAAAGACGAGGAGGAGAGGGGCCACUCAGAGGCCCCAAGUAAGGCCCCCAAUCCCUGUGAGGACUUUGCGGUUGGCUUGCAGAAGCUCGUUCUGACGCCGCUGUCAGCACUGCUGUCCCUGUUCCCAGGGCCGCAGAAGCUCAUCCAGAAGCGCUACGACAAGCUGCUGGACUGCAACAGCCACCUGCAGCGGGUGGCAGGCGCCGAGCCAGGCCUGGCCAAGAAGGAGUACGAGGCCCUCAACGCCCAGCUCGUGGAAGAGCUGCAGGUGUUCAACCGGGCCGCGCGGGCCAUCCUGUCCAACUGCCUGUGCAGCUUCGUCGCCCUCCUCGGGGACCUGACGCUGGCGGCCCGACGGCUCUACUCCACAGCGGGGCCGAUACCACUGUUGGCUUCAACCAUCUGUGAAAUUCAGAAUCGAGUACUAGAAGAGGUUCAAAAUCUGAAUUUUGUAAAGGACAACAGUGCCACCUUUAUUGAGAGGAAACUUAGUUUUGAAAAGAAGAAGCCUGUGCAAAUUCCGCCAGAAGCGCCACGUCAAACUGACGCUCAUCGCUCCAAACUUCUGUCCACAUACAGUACAGAGGAACUAUACCAGGCCAAGCGCAGGUGCAACGCUACACAGGAAUAUGACAUCAAUCUCCUGGAAGGGGAGUUGGUGGCAGUGAUGGAACAGAAGGACCCACUGGGGAGCACAAGCAGGUGGCUUGUGGAUACAGGACUUAUGAAAGGCUAUGUGUACUCCUCCUUCCUAAGACCCUACAAUCCAGCAAAAGUGCAGAAGGUGGAUGCUGAGCACAGGUUCUGUGAUGACGACUUUGAUAACAUCAGCCUCUUUGUGUCUUCACGGCCAGCUCGUGACAGUGUCACAGGCACCCCAGAAGGUAGCGUGAGUGACAGCAGCUCAUCUCUUAGUGGCACCUGUGGAAAGUCUGAGGCAAAUGGCACUGACCCUGACAGUUUUCAGGAGGUAGAUGAACAGAUUUUCUAUGCAGUUCACGCCUUUCAAGCACGGAGUGACCAUGAACUCAGCCUUCAGGAAUACCAAAGAGUUCACAUACUCAGAUUUUGUGACCUGAGUGGCAACGCAGAGUGGUGGUUAGCUGAAGCUCAAGGGCAGAAAGGCUACGUGCCAGCUAACUACCUGGGCAGGAUGACUUAUGCGUAGCAAGACAAGCCUUUGACUGUGAUUCCUGCAAGGUGCUGAUGGACUGCCUCACAGAACUGACACGACAACAUGCUGGCCUAGACGUCAAGAAACCGCCCAACUACAGGACCUGAUACUGCAUCAGGUUUUAAGAAAGACUCUGCUUCCUAACAAGAUUCUUUCAAAACGCAUUACGAAGAGCACAUGUUGAUGGAAACACGAAACAAACAGCCUGAGUGCCAGCUGUCGCCGACCUGAAGUGGAGAUCUUUGAAAGGGUGGACGUCUCCAUCACCAGGAAAGGCUGGGUCUAAGGAUAGGUUUCUUCAGUUUACUCUAUUAUGUAUUUUGCCUCAAAUGUUUUUGUUUUCCAUAUUUGUCACUCUUUUCAUAUGCUUGUACAUAUAUAUAUACACACACGCCUUACUGACUAUAUGGUUUAUAUAUAUGUAGUGUACCAUAUGAUAUGGAUUAUACACAUAUAUGCAUAAACCUGGGAGCAUACUAAAUAUACCUAAGAAUAGGAAUUGAUCACCAGCCAACCAGAAGUCUUUGAUGUGGAGCCUCAUUUUUUUGUUGUUUGGCUUGAGGAUUCACCCUGAGCUAACAUCUGUGCCAGUCUUCCCCCACUUACAUAUGGGACAUUACCACAGCGUGGCCGGUGAGUGGGCCAGGUCCAUGCCCUGGAUCAGAACCUGUGAACCAGGCAGCCAAAGCGGAGCACAUGGAACUUCAACCACUCGGACAUGGGGACAAGCUUGUGGAAUCUCUUUUCAAUAUACGCUUUAAGAGAAAAAAAAAAAUCCUUGAAUAACAUGGUAAUAAUAUCUUAACACUUACUGACUGCAUACUACAUGCUAUUGUUCUGAAUGCUUCUAUGUGGUACUUAUUUUAUACCUUAUGAGGAAACUGGCCCAAAGGUGAAGUGGUUUAGCCCAGGUCACAACUCUAGUAAGGGGUAGGCCUGGGGCUCCACCGGGUCUGGCUCUGGGCCCCAUCCUAGUGCCACGCUGCAGUCACUGUCCAGCAGCGUGUGCAGCUGCUUAUUGGCAGAGCAUUACUGACGCAGGGGAGCGACGUUGAGGAGGCCCACUCUCCUCGCAGCCCCACAUGUAAGGACGGACACAUUUUUCAAAAUCAAGGGCUACAGGAACUUCCAUAUUAGCCUACAGCAAAUGAAGUAGCUAGAUUUAUUUUUAUUGUUUUGCUUACACAUUUUUGAAAGUGUAACUGUUUAAAAAUGAUCCUACGUGAUCCCUAAUGACACUUGAAUGAGGAAAUAUUCUGGAUCGCUCAGUCAUAUGGACGAUGAACAGGGAAUGUGUUCUGUGCUCUGAGCCAAGAUUAACUGUUUUCAGCUGCGGUCUGUACGCGGACGAGGCAGGCACUGAGGAGACCACCUGCUGGAACGCAACGUCCCAGGACCCUGAACUGUAACUGGACAGCUCAGACCUGUCCCAAGAGUUCAGGUAUAUUUUUGUCAGGACAUUUUAUCAAACUAAAGAUGCUUCUUUGGAACAGAAAAGAGAUUAAGUUUGACCUAAUGACUUCCUUUAAAAACCGUGGACUUUGUCCACAUAAAAUGUGCUAAUAUGACAUUAAAUUUUAAGAUUUGAUGUCUGUAAUGUAUAUUGUUACAUAUAUUACGGAGGAAUUCAAGUAAAAUAGAGAGAUGCUGACUUGAACCUACACCUAUGACGCACAAAUUCAUAAUCAUGACGUCUGCAUGAGAGAAAUUUGCAUUUUAUAUUAUUCCUAAAAUUCUUAAUCUAAAUAUGGUAUUAUGAAGUUCCACUGGUAAGUUGUUUUUGCAUAAAAUAUUUUCUUGAGUUAGGUACCAAAAGACGACUCUCUUUUUUGGAUAUACAGGGACUUUUUGUCUUUUGAAUGGUGCUUCGUACCCAACAGUGAUACAUAAGUAAAUUCCAGUUUGCCUAGGGUAAAGCAAACGGAAAUCCAAACUUGCUAUUUGUGGACACUGGGGACACGCCACACAACUAAAAUAGGGCGAAACUCUGUAUAUGAAUGUGUGUGUAUUUCUAUUAGCUGUGACCUUAACACUUGCCCUGAACAUGAAGAAUUAUCUAAGUCUGUAGCACAUAUCUGCUUUUCUGGCUGAAAGCAGUGACUAGAUGUGUAUGAGAAGCUUUGUCUACUUGUGUGGUCCUAGGAUUGAUGCUUCCUGCUGACCUUGAAGAAACGACCCCACUAAAAUCACGGCUGCAGUCAGCUGCUGAGCAGGAGCUGUAAGGAAGCCACCUCCUGCAGCGCUUGCUCGAACAUAGUCCUAGGAAACUACGUUGUUGCUAUUUUAAAGAUGUACUACAUUUCCUACGCCAUUAGGCUUUUUUUUUUUUUUAAGCAUUAUACAACAGCCUGAUUUUCUAAGUAUUUUGUUUAAAAUCAAGUAAUUAUAAUUUUGAGGUCAGACAUUAUUUUGCCGGGCUUAAGGGAAACAAAAUUCCAAGAAAGUUAUGGUGUGUAUGUCUUCAAGUUUAGAAAGAUAAAACUGUUGGUGAAAUCAUUAUAAUUAAGGUAAGGCAUGCUAAUGAAAUUAUUUCUUUAUAUUUUUAAAAUUAAAUGUUAUUCUACAGUAUAGAAUUCUCUGAAAUGGGUAUUUCUACCAAGAAUGAAGGGAAA
Molecule: messenger RNA, 5147 nt
Organism: Equus quagga
Lineage: Eukaryota; Metazoa; Chordata; Mammalia; Perissodactyla; Equidae
Gene: ARHGEF38
Product: Rho guanine nucleotide exchange factor 38
Exons: 14
Coding region: 193-2529 (778 amino acids)
Cellular component (GO): cytoplasm
Molecular function (GO): guanyl-nucleotide exchange factor activity; protein binding
Source: RefSeq, a predicted model, not a curated record